AUGAGUGCGGCGAUUGGUUUAAUCGCCUGCGCCGUGUCUUCCUUGUUUUUUGGAAGCGUUUACGUUCCGAUCAAAAAGUUUGAAAGUGGCGAUGGUGGGUUUAUUUUUUGUUGUAAUUUGUAUUUCUUGUUGUGGUUGUAAAUAACAGGUUUGUGUAUAGCUCAUUCACGGCUGGUUUGAGCCAUCAAAAAAAUGGUCCUGUCACGAUAAUGCAUGAGAUAGCGCCUGGAUCAUGGAGAGCGCAGACAGGACACGCCCCCUUAGCGUCCCAAGCUGGCCGUGAAUCAGCUUGAUUCACGGCCAGCUUGGGACUAUAGUUGAGCUUGGAAAAAAAGUAAGAAAUACGAAAAAAAGAAAUUUAGCUUCUUUUUUUAUUUCUCUUUGUUCUUAAGCUUCAAAAUUUUUACGUAAAAAUAAUUCCACGAAGUAUUUCUUUUAAACUUUAUCAUGAUAUCUGAGAUAGAAUGUUCAUGGAGAUUUUUUUUGACGCUUUGGAAAUUUUUCCCCGGAUUUUUCUUAAAAGUUAGUCCUUUCCUAGGUGAACCAAACGGGGUGGGAGACGUCCAAAAAAAUUUGGCGCGAAAAUUCAAAUCUCAAGUACGCAGCCAAAGAAGAUCAAACAAACUAGUUAUUAACGUUGAAUACUCAGUGGAAUUUGUGACGUAGAAUGACGUCAUUUUAUCCGGAGCGCGCACUUACUUUUUUUUUCGUGAAUUCAAAAACUUUGACGCCCUCACCCCAUUAGGAAUGCCGUGGUGAAAUGGAUCAAAAACUAGUUUCUUUCAGGACUUUUCGUCCAAUGGGUGAUGUCGGCUGCGAUUUGGCUCGUUGGCCUUGCUGUUUAUGCGAUGGAAGGAUUCCCGAAAUUCGAGCCCCUAGCCAUGAUUGGCGGCAUGUUGUGGACUUUGGGUUGGUGGAAAAAAAAUGCUAGGAUUUUUUUUAUUAUGCCAUGCUUCAAGUAACUUACGCGCAGCGCAAAAUUAUUUCUGACUCUCCAAAAAUAAGUUUUUUUCCAUUCUGUGACGGUUAUUUUGAAUUUCGCGGAUUCAAUUUGAACACGGAAUCACAUAUUUUCUGGUCAAUCGAGCUAUAGAUUUGAUUUACUUAAGGCUCUUCAAAAUUGAGAAAACGAACUUAACUUCGAGACUUGAAGGACUUUUAUGAAUGAAGAGAUCUAAAAUUUAAAAAAAGGCAUGAAGUUCAGGUAACUCAACGGCCGUACCAAUCAUGAACACGAUUGGAAUCGGAAUGGGCAUGCUGAUUUGGGGAACGACGAAUUGUAUUGCGGGAUGGGCGUGUGGAAGGUUUCUCGAUUUAUAAGUUAUGGAAUUGGAAAAAAAAAACUGCACUCUACGAAAAAUGGUUUUCAAGGCCUUCUUCACUCGAAAUAACUGCGAAAAUAUUUUUUCUCAUUUUUUUUUCCCAUUUUUAAAGGUCGGUUCAGAUUCGGCUUAUUCGGCAUCCAUGCGACGGUUCCUGAAAAGCCGCUCCUGAAUUAUUUUGGUCUAUUGUUGGUCAUCAUUGGGUGAGCUUUUUGCUGCCUUUUUUAGGGUUUUCAGAAAGGAAUAUAGGUCAUUCCGCGUCAGCUUGUCACGAUUUUAAACUUCCUCAGAGCUAGAGAACCCCUUUCGGCGCUUCGCUUCGAUGCUCUCGGUUGUGUAUAGUGAAACCGAAAAAUGAAAUCAAUCCAUUGAAAACAACCUAGUAAAUCAAUAAAAGAGUUAGAGAAGAUUUAAGCAAUAUCUUGAUCAGGAAUAAUGUUUUAUUAAAGGCGCACGCAGGGGGGAACACCGAGAGCAUCGAAGCGAAGCCCAGAAAGGGGUUCUCUAGCUCCGAGAAAAAUUAAAAUCGUGACAAGCUGGCGCGGAAUGACCUAUAAAACCAUUUUGGAACCCUGAAGUGAAGUCUUCAAGAAUUAAAACUUCUCUGGGUGAUUUUUUAUAACUAAAAGUUUGAAAAAUCGGACCUUUUUUCCGGGUGAUCAGAAACUAUAUCGAUUCAAUGGGGACCUUGAACUUAACUUUUUGAUGGCGUCUUCAAUAUUUUUCAUUUUCUCAGAGGCUUCAUGUUCUCUCAAAUCCGGUCCAACUCGCAACAAACGCGGAGCAACAGCCCCUUGCCACGGAUUGAUGAAGACGAAAAUAGUCCGCUCAUUUCGCCUUCCAACGAAGAUGCCCUGCCGUCUCUCAGGAAUACCACUCAUCGCAAUGAGAGGAGGAUCAUGUGAAUAUUGGCUUCUCAGGCACUGGUGCGCGCACGCGCGGGGGUACUGAUUCUUUUUUCGCCUUUUCCACUGAAAUAAGGUUUUGAAAUAUAUUUUUUAUAUUUUUUUGAUAUUACCCAGUGCCCCUGCUCACGUUUUAAAGUUGUUCCGAGCACUUUCGAACAAAUUUAUGAAAAAUAAGUUGCCAAGUGAAACUUUGAUAUUUCACAUUUUUUUGUGCAAUCUAAUUGUUAUAAACUGGUGCAGAGCAAUGUUAAGAGAUGAACAGACAUGAGAAAUAUUAAAUUUAUAACUUUUCAAUUAGUUAAAAAGCUAAAAAACAAAAGAGACACCCCGCGCGUGCGCGCAGCAGGCGGCGCGCAUGCGCACUUUUGGCAACAAACACGCGCCGUCAGUGCCUGAGUUAUAACGAUGAAAAAUAUCAAAAGAUAACGAAAAUCAGAAAAUUGCAUUAUUUCUUGAGAUUCUUUUCAUGACUUUUUUGAUCCCAAAGGAUUGGAACUGCCAAACUUGAAUUUUGAAAAACAGGAAGAUAAAAAAUUUUAAGUCUGCUAGUUUGGGACUGCCAAAUUUGAAGCUCUGCAAGUUUGGUACUGCCAAUUCUAAGCCUGGAAAUUUGGGACUGCCAUUUUUUUAGCUCUGCGAAUUUGGGACUGCCAUUUUUCCAGCUGUGAAAGUUUGGGACUGCCAAAUUUGAAGCUCUGCAAUUUUGGUACUGCCAUUUUUUUGGAGUCAUCAGAACAUUAGAAAAAAUAAAAUUGACUUUAUAUUACGGUGGAUUUACAGAGUUGUUGAAGACACGUGGAAAAAAUGGUCUUGACUAGAAAUAGAGUUUUUUAAGGCUUCAGUAAGUCGCUAAGCUUUCACAAUUUUCAGAAAUUGAAGUUUAUUUUAAAAACCCUUACUCAACAGGUUAGAAGUUUAAUAGAAUUGAAAUAAACUUUUAAAAAAUAUCAAAAUUGGUCAAAAGGUGUCAAGUUUAACUUUUUAUACAAGUCAGAAAUGAGUUGGUUAGAUUUUUAAGGUCAAGUAAAAACAUCUUUUUGACUUAAAAAGUGGUAGAUUGAAGAUUUUGUUCACUGUCAACGCGCCAACAGAAAGUUGAGUUUUCUCAUCAUAUAGUUCUUUUAGGAACGUUUAUAUUUAUGUUAUUUUUCAAUCAAAAAAAUCGUUUCAGGACGAGAUAAAAACCUUUUUAUUUAUGUCUUUUUUUAGCGCCAUCGCCGUCGCUCUUUUUCGCUGGUAUUUUGUAUGGAACCACCUUCGUUCCAGUUAUUUAUGUACAAGAUCAUCCGGAGAAGGUUUUUUUCUGAUUAAUGACCAUAUUUUGAUUAUAAGAGGCUUACCAAGCGAAUAAUGAAUUUGAUAAUAUUAGCGAGACGUUUCGAAUGUUAAAAAUUAUCUUUUCCAGUUCCCCGACGCUCCUGUGAAUGGACUUUCCUACGUUUUUGCUCAUUUUUCGGGGAUUUUCGCCAGUGCGACCGUUCUUCUCAUUGGAUAUGUGCUGAUUACGAAGGUCUUAUCCGGAAGAGCCAUAUAUAAAAAAAGAGUUUUCAGAAUAAUCCCUUCGUGAACAACGCCAUCGUUGGACCCAGUCUUCUUGGCGGCCUGCUCUGGGGCAUCGCUCAAUCGUCUUGGUGGGUUUUGCAGUCGUAGGGAUAAAAAAUAAAUGUGUUAAUUUCGAAUAACUUUUUUUCUCCGAAAAUAGGGAAUUUUUUUACAUUUUCAAUUAUACCGUAUGAUUCACAAUGAAAAGCUCAACAAGAUAUUGCUUUCACCUGAAACAUCGUUUCAUACUGCUCCUAUGCCUAUAAGGGAUAUGAUGUAAAAUUCCCACAUUAGAGCUUAUAAGGAAGUUCUGAACCUUCACUUCAUUGUAAUAUUUUCGGAAAAUCAUAAUUUCUAAAGUACAUAAUCUCAUACUGAUGAGGGUAGCCAGCCGUGCUAACAUGGGGCCUCAGCGGGUGUACCCGUAUAAGCACCGCUAGUAUAACUUUUGGCACAUUUUACCCCAAUGGAGGCCGUUUUAGCCCAGCUGAGCCUCAGGUUUUUGAAAUUAUCACAGCUGCUUUAUCUAUUUCUUCUUACACCGGUUGUUCCCCCGUUUUGGCACAUCUGAAACUCAAAUAGCUUCAAAAACACGGGUGCACCCGUUGAGACACCUGGCCUGCAUGAAAGUACAUAAGAGCUUUGAGCAAUUUUUGAUUUUUAUAGCCAAUUCACGACAGGUUUAGGCCAUCAAAAAAUAAUCCUGACACGAUAAAAGAAAAAAUAGUGUCUGGUUAGUGGAGGGCGCAAACAGUGCCCCGCCUCUUAUCAGGGAAUGGUCCCCAGUCGCAGUGGCACAUCUUAAUAAGACCGAUUUUUUUUUUGAACAAUCGUCCUUUUUUCAAAUCGGUAUAAACCUUGAUGCCGGUUCUGAUCUUCGGAAAAUCAGGCGCAAGUAGUUUCUGGUCGGACGCAAGGUAGCCUAACCAAAAAGCCUGGAGCUACUCAAAACUUCGAGCUCUUGAAAAGGCUUUUGUUACAGCCAUUCCAAAUGCGACUUGCGUGAAAAAGGUGCAAAUGUAGCUUUUCAAUGCUGGUUCCAAAUCUGGUCUCGAAAAAUGCCGAGGACGCCUGGGAAAAAAAAGUUAUGGAAAAAGUUACUGAUUAAAAAACAGUUAUCUUUUUCGAGUUUUUUUUUUAUUUUGAGACGUUUUUGAGGACUUUCCAAUUCAUAUUCAUUUGAAGGGUAUUGAGAAAGAGAAAUAUCCAACAAAAUUUUUCUGUCCGAAACUGUCUCUUCAGGUUCGUCGCCAACGACAAUCUCUCCCAAGCCGUCUCAUUUCCCAUCAUCAGCAUGUUGCCCGGCGUUUGUGCCGCCAUUUGGGGCGUUUUCUACUUUCAGUACGGAUAUUCUUCAUCAGAAAGAUAAAAAAAAAGCUAUGAAACUUCCAGCGAAAUCGAAGGGGCUCGAAAUCUUCGGAUCCUCUCAAUCGCCAUCCUGACGACGCUAACUGGCGCCGUUUUCGUUGGAAUUUCGAAAUAA
Caenorhabditis auriculariae is the source of this 5255-nucleotide messenger RNA. The record is from the annotation of a GenBank genome assembly. NCBI's taxonomy places the organism in Eukaryota, Metazoa, Nematoda, Chromadorea, Rhabditida, Rhabditidae.